AUGCCACAUCAAGAAAAAGACGAAUUUACGCUCUACGAUAGUACUCUAAUACAUAGAUCUAUUGCUAUCGCUUUAUUUGUCGUUAGUACUAUUGAUGGUUCGUUAUUGCCGUCGGUUCCUAGUAUUACCAAACCAAAAGUAACUCAUGAACAAUGUGCAACUGCUUGUGGUGGUGGUGUUAAAAGUAUGGAAACAUUUUGUCCUUUAAUACUAAACCCCGUUACAUUUGCAUUAUGUAUGUCAUUUACACAUCUUGGUGGUGACAAAGAAAGUAUUAAGUUGUGUACACAGUUUUGUACUUCGCAUUUUUAA
Molecule: messenger RNA, 312 nt
Organism: Didymodactylos carnosus
Lineage: Eukaryota; Metazoa; Rotifera; Eurotatoria; Philodinida; Philodinidae
Source: the annotation of a GenBank genome assembly